CCUCCCUUCAAUGGCUCGUCGCCAUUCACGGAGUUCGCCUCCUCCAUCCUCGCCGCCUCCCCCGCCGACUGCCUCAAAAUUGUCCAAGUUCCUGCCCAAGGCUAGUCGGGACCGCUCCAAAUCCGUCACAGAGACUGUCAUCUCCGCUAGCAGCCCCAUCAGCGUCUCCAGCUCUGGAUCCUCGAUACAUACAACCGCAGAGGCAUCCACAUCACGGAUAGCAACCCACGCCCGUCGGCUCAGCCGAUUUGGAGGAGGUGGGAAAGGCAAGGACGACAAACCAACUGGCCUCCCAGGAGACGCUGAUAGCGACCGUGGCUCCUUUGACGACGCCCCCGUCAUCAUCGAGCCCUCAGACAUGCCUCGACAGCGUCAGCGUGGCGACCGCCCAUACAUGGCCGCCCCCGAGCUGCAAUCGUCAACCUCCAUGUACUCGACGUCCCCAAACGCGCGAAUAAGCGAUCUUCCGACCCGACUUUCCGGAUGGUUCUCGCACACCUUCAGCUCCUCGACCAACGACCUCUCCCUCCCCAGCCUCAUCCAGCAGACCAACACUCGGACGACCUCCCCCACGAAAGGAAAGAACUCGGCGCUUCUCACCGCAGCCAAGCACGGCAAGGGCCACCUGGACCGCGCGAUGAGAUUCAUCCUCGACAGCGAUGCGACCCCUGACAAAUCGACGGACCCCAUCUGGAUACUGGGAGUCAAGCACGCCGGAUACGAGCCCCCACCCGUCAACAACCCGCCCGGACGCAGACCCUCGUUAGAUUCACAGCGCCUCCAGUCUUCGGCAUCAUCCAUGAAUUCGCAGUUCUCGCAAUCACAAUCACCUGCAUCAGAAAAGCAUCCGGGCCAGGACUGGGCUCCCGAGUUCUACGCCGACUUCACAUCGCGCAUAUGGCUUACCUACCGCAAUCAGUUCGCGCCCAUCCGGGACUCGACGCUCUCGACUCUCGAGUCAGAUCAGACCAGAGAACCAUGCACCGAGAUGUCUUCCCCCUCGCCCAAAUCGAGACGCUGGUUCGGCGGAGAGAAGGGCUGGACAACCGAUACUGGCUGGGGCUGCAUGCUCCGCACGGGGCAGACCCUCCUCGCGAACGCGCUCCUCCACCUCCAUCUAGGUCGAGAUUGGCGACGGCCCCCAUAUCCACUGUACACGGAAGACUACGCCACCUACGUCCAGAUAAUCACUUGGUUUCUCGAUUCACCGCUGCCCCAGGCACCUUUCAGCGUGCACCGGAUGGCGCUCGCCGGGAAAGACCUGGGGAAGGACGUCGGCCAGUGGUUCGGACCCAGCACAGCUGCCGGCGCGAUCAAGCGCCUUGUCCAGGCUUUCCCGGACGCCGGGCUGGGUGUCGCAGUCGCAUCUGACGGCGCGCUGUACCAGACGGACGUGUACUCGGCAUCGUACGUCGAUGUUGGCUCGCCGAGGAAUGUGAGGAAGCUACGAUGGGGCGGGCGCGCGGUGCUCGUGCUGUUUGGGAUACGCUUGGGGAUCAAUGGGGUCAAUCCUAUCUACUACGAUACCAUCAAGGGACUAUUCGAGAUCCCGCAAUCUGUCGGUAUCGCAGGCGGGCGCCCGUCGUCCUCGUACUAUUUCAUGGGUGUGCAAGGCGACAACCUCAUCUACCUUGACCCCCACCACGCCCGCCCCGCCAUCCCGCUCCGCCCGCUCCCCGAGGCUGACGAAGGCAACCAACACGGCUUCCGCCGGUGGGACCGCGAAAACACGCCAGAGGACGCCUCGAGCCGGCGCGUGCCGGGUGCAAUGUCGGCCAGCUCCCCGCCGGGGUCGUUCCCCGGGCACCACUAUCGCACGCCGACAUCGCCGUCGUCGGUGCGGACGCACUCGUCGACGUUCUCGUACCACGCGCCCGUGUCGCCGUCGCCGCUGCAGCACCAGCUGUCGUCGUCGUCGGGCAACUCGGCGAGCUCGGGCUCGCAGCACCCGGCGCGGUGGCAGAAUGCGACGGUGGGCGCGCAUGUUGCGUCGAGCAGCUCAGAUCUGGACCCGCGCGAGCUGGGCGCGGCCGGCGCGGUGGGUGGUACGGGUGGUAACGGGGGCACCAUGGGAGGUAAUGGGGGCGCCAUGGCGGGCGAGACGGGUGCGGAGCUGGAUCCACUGUCGCUGCAUUAUAUCAAUGCGUACAGUCCUGCGGAGCUCAAGACGUUCCAUUGCGAUCGGGUGCGGAAGAUGCCGCUGAGCGGGCUGGAUCCGAGUAUGCUGCUUGGGUUCUUGUGUCAGGAUGAGGAGGACUGGAUCGAUUUCAGGCACCGGAUCACUGAUCUCAUGCACCGUAACAAGACGAUCUUCGCUAUCCAAGAUGAGCCGCCAAAUUGGUCCGAGGAAAACGUUGGCCUCGAAUCUAUUUACGACGAGGACGACGAGGACGAGCUCGCCGAAACAGAGGACGGCGACGAGGCAGAUCGGUUCUUUGACACUCGCUCGGCAUCUGGCUCGCCUGCCGGAUCUUCCGCCAGAAAAGGCUCCGAGGUGGACACAGAGGAGGACCCGAUUGGUCCGAUUACCCCUGGCCCGAACUCGACAUUCGAGGUGCACAAGCACGGCAAGGAGGCAGAGCGCGAGAAGCGCGAGCCUGAACCUGAACCUGAAGACGAUUUUGAGGAUCUCGGGAGGGAUGACGGGGAAGAUGGUGUGGAUGACGACGACGAUGAGGACUGGGUGGAUCCCGGUAUGCCGACGCCGGGGCCGACGCAGGUGCAGUUCUUCCCCAGCUCAAACCCGGCGGGCGAGCCGCCGGAGCUGGAGAGGCCGCAGCCGUCGCAGAGGCAGUCGCCAUCGCGGCAUGAGACGCUGAAGGCGCGCUCGGGGUCUGCAGGGAGCGAGGGCCGGUUGAAGGAGAAGAAAAGCAAGAAGCAGUCGUCGUCCUCCAGCAGGAAGGACAAGGAGCGCUCAGGCUCGACGUCGACUUCGCCGAGCCCGCCCGCGCAGGGACAGGGUCAGCAUUUCCCCUUCCCGAGCUCCAUGGAGGAGAGCUUCCACGAUGAGACGGGGGAGCGCCUGGCCAACAGGAUGAACAAUGCGCGUGCGCGCGACGGUGGGCGAACGGAGAGCGGGGGCGUCAAGGCGAUUAUUGCGGAGGAUGGUGUGGACUAUUCGCGAUAGGUGUGAGGACCCUUGGGUGCGUUCGGACGGACGGACGGACCGGCGCGAUUGGCUGCUUUUCUUUCUCUUGCAUUUUUCUUCUUUUCUUUUUCUUGCUUUCCCUACGGUGUGUAUUGAUUGGUUCGGUUUAUCUUCCCGGCUUCCCUUCCCCUUCCCCUUGCCCUCCCGCCAGCCUCCGCUUAUCAACUAGCACUUCUACCAACAUUAUUAGCAGGCGAAUAUGGGCCCACCCCUCCUCCCUUUCCUUAUUCCUCUCUUUCUCUUUUUACUUUUACUUUUAUUAACGUUAUGUACCCUCUCCUUCAACUAUUGUCGAUGUACCCGGAUCGGCAUUCUUAUCCUGUGUAACCCUAUGUACAUUGUCCCCCUCGCAGCAGUCCUACUCUUGAGAUACCCCACAAUGGCUUUUCCCUAUUUCUAGCUCUUGCUCUUACUCUUUCUCUCACUCUUGGUCUUGCU
Messenger RNA from Coniophora puteana RWD-64-598 SS2, 3586 nucleotides. RefSeq lists its product as uncharacterized. Lineage: Eukaryota; Fungi; Basidiomycota; Agaricomycetes; Boletales; Coniophoraceae. The record is from RefSeq and is a predicted model, not a curated record. Gene Ontology annotation, molecular function: protein-phosphatidylethanolamide deconjugating activity. The transcript has 5 exons. Bases 11 to 3127 code for a protein of 1038 amino acids.